AUGAACACGUUCGUGGAUAUUCUAGGCCUCGAUGAGACUGUCCCGACGCUACCUCGACAGUGGCUGCCUCUCCCUAACGCAGGAGGAAUUAGCAAAGGGCUUCCCGGAAAGAAUUACUACACCCCCGAUGAUCCUCAGGAGAGAGAAGAUGCCAUAAAUUCCGUUACCGACCAGGGUUCUAUCAUCCCAAACAAUGACACGAAAGAACCUCCCCUCGCAUGCCGUGAACAAUCUCCGAAAGAUAUAAAACAGCUACUCAUAUCCUUCGAAUGA
Molecule: messenger RNA, 273 nt
Organism: Talaromyces rugulosus
Lineage: Eukaryota; Fungi; Ascomycota; Eurotiomycetes; Eurotiales; Trichocomaceae
Exons: 2
Coding region: 1-273 (90 amino acids)
Source: RefSeq, a predicted model, not a curated record